Gadus macrocephalus (Pacific cod) is the source of this 2460-nucleotide messenger RNA. Its product is annotated as dynamin-1-like protein. The transcript is spliced from 19 exons. The coding region runs from base 355 to 2376 and encodes 673 amino acids. The record is from RefSeq and is a predicted model, not a curated record. Gene Ontology annotation, biological process: mitochondrial fission. Lineage: Eukaryota; Metazoa; Chordata; Actinopteri; Gadiformes; Gadidae. Gene Ontology annotation, cellular component: cytoplasm; mitochondrion; microtubule. Gene Ontology annotation, molecular function: GTPase activity; microtubule binding; GTP binding.
CAUCGAUUACCGUCUUUGAGGUAAAUCUCUGAUUCCAGUAAUGUGCAUUAUGCUUAAGGAAAUAGUUUUUCCUACAGCCAGGCUGUGUGAAGCAGGGCGCCAAUAAGCAAUAAAUAACUUAGGUCGCAACCAAUCAGUACAACCCAAGAGAAUCUUCAAAUAGCACAGCCAAUCACAGUUCAGGGACCACCUCCUCCAAUGACGCCCACAACUGCGGGUGGUCUUCCUUGUUUAUGAAUCAGACAUUGUCUUGCGAUAAUACAAUCUGUUCGGCACUAGUUUGCUUUUGGAAAUAUGAUGUCACAGGUGGCUGAAUAAGGAGGAACUCGUCAACCACAUCGACCGAGUGAAAAUAUGGAGACCCUUAUCCCCAUCAUCAACCGGCUGCAAGAGGUCUUCCUGACAGUUGGCACUGAUGUCAUCCAGCUCCCUCAGAUAGUGGUGGUGGGAUCACAGAGCAGUGGAAAGAGCUCUGUGUUGGAGAGCCUGGUCGGUAGGGACUUCCUGCCCCGGGGGUCCGGGAUCGUGACGAGGCGGCCCCUGGUGCUGCAGCUGAUUAACGUGGCCCCGCUGGAGCAGAGGAGGCAGGCUGAGCACGAAAAUGGGAUUAAACAAAGUUCUCAGGACAGCUAUCCAGGUGUCAAGGCUGAGGAAUGGGGAACAUUCCUGCACUGCAAGGGCCAGGUCUUUGCAGAUUUCGCCGAAAUUCGUAGCGAAAUUGAAAAGGAGACUGAACGAAGCUCAGGUGACAAUAAGGGAAUCAGUCCUGAACCCAUCCAUUUGAAAAUCUUCUCGCCCAAAGUCCUGAAUCUGACGUUGGUCGAUUUACCCGGUAUAACUAAGGUCCCUGUAGGAGACCAACCGGAGGACAUUGAAGCUCAGGUGUACGAGAUGAUCCAGUCCUUCAUCUCCAACCCCAACUCCCUCAUCCUUGCCGUGUCGCCCGCCAACUCUGACCUGGCCACGUCGGAGGCCCUGAAGCUGGCCCGCGACGUGGACCCAGAAGGCCGCCGGACGCUGCUGGUGGUCAGCAAGCUGGACCUGAUGGACGCCGGGACGGACGCCCUGGAGGUCCUGCUGGGACGGGUCAUCCCCGUCAGGCUGGGCAUCAUCGGGGUCGUAAACAGGAGCCAACAUGACAUCAACACCCAGAAGAGCCUGGAGGACUCCCUGCGGGGUGAGCAGGCCUUCCUGCAGCGGCACUACCCCUCACUGGCCGCCCGCUGCGGCUCGCGCUACCUGGCCCGCACGCUGAGCCGGCUGCUGAUGCACCACAUCCGCGACUGCCUGCCGGAGCUGAAGAGCCGCGUGACGGCGCUGAGCGGGCAGUACCAGGCGCGGCUCAGUGGCUACGGCCAGCCGGUGGAGGACCACAGCGCCACCCUGCUGCAGAUCGUCACCAAGUUCGCCAGUGACUACUGCAACACCAUCGAGGGCACGCCGCGCUACAUCCAGACCACCGAGCUCUGUGGGGGGGCUCGCAUCUGCUACAUCUUCCAUGAGACCUUCGGCCGGACGCUGCAGUCAAUCGACCCCCUUGGGGGCUUGACUGAGCUGGACAUCCUCACCGCCAUCCGCAACGCCACCGGUCCGCGGCCAGCGCUCUUCGUGCCUGAGAUCUCCUUUGAGCUGCUGGUGAAGCGACAGAUCAAGAGGCUGGAGGAGCCCAGCCUGCGCUGCGUGGAGCUGGUCCACGAGGAGCUGCAGAGGAUCAUCCAGCACUGCUCCUCCUACAGCACACAGGAGCUGCUGCGUUUCCCCAAGCUGCACGACUCCAUCGUGGAGGUGGUGACGGCCCUGCUGAGGAAGCGCCUGCCCGUCACUAAUGAAAUGGUCCAUCACUUGGUUGCCAUAGAGCUGGCGUACAUCAACACCAAGCACCCUGACUUCAGCGACGCCGCGCAGGUCUCCGCCUCCGUCAACAGUCAGCAGGCCGAGGGUCUUGACGGAGGCAAGCGCUGGAAGAACGACCGGGCGGUGGAGGAGAGAGCCUCUUCCUCCGGGUUUGGCAGCCCCAGUAAGGGCCAAGCUAUUAACCUCCUAGACACGGCCCUGCCCCCCUCCCGCAGGCUGACCACCAGGGAGCAGAGGGACUGUGAGGUCAUCCAGCGAUUGAUCAAGUCCUACUUCCUCAUCGUGCGCAAAAGCAUCCAAGACAGCGUGCCCAAGGCGGUGAUGCACUUCCUGGUGAACUUUGUGAAGGAGCGUCUGCAGAGUGAGCUGGUGGGACAGCUCUACAAGCAGACCCUGAUGCACCAGCUGCUGGUGGAGUCCGCCGACACGGCCCAGCAGCGGGACGAGGUGGCCCACAUGCUGGAGGCGCUUCAAAAAGCCAACAACAUCAUCUCUGAAAUCCGGGAGACACAUCUGUGGUAGCCCUCAAGAGACGUUGUGUGUGUGUGUGUGUGUGUGUGUGUGUGUGUGUGUGUGUGUGUGUGUGUGUGUGUGUGUGUGUGUGUG